AUGGUGCCUGUGUAUCGCCGAGCAGGCACGGGGACUGCCACAGAGACCCAGUGUGACAAGCAAGGCCUCAUUGAAGCCAUUAGCAACAAAACGCAGGCUGCGGAUGAGCUACAACAGCUCGUGGGCUCACGCCUGAGCCAGGUCCACACCUUGGACCCGCAUCAGUUGCAUGACCAGGUCAACCAAGUCCUGCUCAAAUGCAUCUGCCAGGUGUUUCCUCCGCGGCCCAAACAGGAUGGACGUGUCAGUGCGCAGGCCCCGUACAAAGCCUCAGCCAGAGAGACUUGGAGGCUCUACGCCGCUUUGCGUAGGCCCCGAGUGGCCACAAUGGCCGCCGUGCUCCACAAGUGGAAGCUUUCCUGGGCUUUUGCCAGGGCUUCAAGGGCCUUACGGCAGCAAAGCAGGGAUCUCAAACGGGCUGCCUUCCAAGACAAGCUCGCGCAGGCGGAGGCUGCAGCUGCGCGGGGAGACCAGCGGGUUCUGAACCAAAUCGUGCGGUCCUUGACGCCGUCCUCUGGUCGCUUCUUCUCUAGACUGCGGAAUGAACAGGGGCAGUUCCUCACCAAAGAGAUGGAGGUACAGGCUCUCGUCAGGCAGGGCAAAAGCACAUACGCACAGUACCCUGACCAACCGAUUAAGCGUAACCUCACUGCCUCCCUUGAAAUUAGUGACCAGGAGAUGUCGGAGCAACUGCGCUCCCUGCAGGCGGCCAAGGCGGUCCCGAGUCACAUGGCACCGGCCGCGGCAUGGAAAGCAUGUGCACAUCACGUAGGUCCUCUGUUCGGGGCUGCUUUUCGUGCACAUCUGGGGGCCGGGAGGCCGGGUCUCCUGCGCGAUGACCUUACCGAUUGUCAGAUGGUCAUGCUCCCCAAGCCGGGGAAACCUGGACACCUCUUAGAAAACCUUCGGCCUAUUGGCCUCAUGGGGCCACCCUCCAAGGCUUUGGCGGGAGUCCUUCGGAAUCGCAUGACUGAAUGGCUGCAGCCGCUACUGCGCUACCGGCCCCAAUUCGCCUACACGGCCAAUCGUGGCACCAUGGAUGCGCUGUUGCGCAUACACUGGCAUGUGAGUGAAGCCACCGAGCUCUUCCGCUCCAACAGGAUUGACCGCUUUGGGCUUCACCGGGGCAAGCGUCCGCUUGAUCUCGCCGGGGCACUCAGUUUGUCUCUGGACCUCAGUCGUGCUUUUGACCUGGCCGAUCGUCCGUGCAUUUACAACACACUGGCGAAGCACGGAGUACCGCCUGAGGUCAUUGAGGUUGCACAAAGGCUGCAUACGGGGGCACGGUUCACGUAUCGUGCGGGCUCGUGCCAGGACAGUUUUGUACCCACAAACGGUCUCAAGCAGGGUUGCAAAGUAGCUCCGAGCCUUUGGGUCUGGUACACCAUUGCCUUGAUGGAUGCUCUAGCCGAUCGCCUCUCGGAACACUGGGUUCGACACAUCCUGACAAUUUUCGCCGACGAUUGCUGGGCUAGCUGGUUGCUUCGCUCACUCGGUGACCUUCACCAUGCACUCCGCGAGCUGCAAAUCCUGCUCUGUACGCUAGAGGAUUUUAAGAUGAAAAUCAAUUUCUCUAAGACGGCGAUUCUCUUGAAGCUCGUAGGAAAGCAGGCCCGACAUGCCCUUCAUGACCACACUUGCAUGAAGAAUGGGAUCAGACAUCUUCGGGUCCUGGUACACGGCACCGAAAGACUAAUCCCCAUCAAGGUGGAACAUGAGUAUCUAGGCUCACGGGUGGGUUACCACAACGCGGUGGACAGCAAUACUGACCACAGACUGCAGGCUGGGCACAGCAAAUUUCUUGCCCUCCGGCGCACCCUAACGGGGCACCAUGCCAUUACUCAGCGGCAUCGAGUCCGGCUGUGGGCUGCCUGCGUUAGCACUAGCUACAUGUACUCGCUCAGUUCCAUCGGGGUCACUGCCAAGGGUAGGCCAUCUGGCGGCGCGCUGGGGUUGUGCCGGCAGGAGAGCUUCAGCACCGAACACGCCCUGCGCAUCCACUGCGGGGUGAAGCAUCAGGACUGCGUAUCUGCCAAGGCCCGCAAGGAGUAUCAGUUCGAUGUCGAGCUGCGACCGGAGCCAGAGGCAUUCUCCGUGCCGCCCGAAAGGGGAUUCUCCAGAGGUGCAGGUCCUUUAAGAGCCAGCUCACGAGAGGGCGUGCUUGUCCUUGGUGCAGUCACCGCGUGUCAGCUCCAGGACGGGAACGCACAAAGGCCGCCACAGCAGCGUCGUCCCAAGCCGCAGGGGCGGGGACCGAAGACUCCGGCAGACCCGGAGGCCUUCCGGACACUAGCCAGGCUGGUGAUGCGACAGGAAGACCUGCUCGCCGAACUCAGGAUGGACAAGAACCUGAUCCUGUUCAUGCGAACAGACGAGGAGAGCAUACUGCCGGGACUCAUCGAGAUCUCUCGCGACUGGAACGAUCGCAAGGCGGCCGGCGAUACGGAGCUGACAUCGCCCUUGCGGACUGUGCUCCUGGCCUGUCUCAUGAGGCAGCUGAAGGAGAGGAUCACGAAAAUGACAUCCGAGCCGGAGGGCAUUCAGAAGCUGCAGGGUGCCGGAUGGAUGAACCAAGCGGAGGAAUGGACGUACUUCCGUUGGUGCAGGCAGGCAAAGCAGCUAAAGCUCGACGAAAGCCGCCGUGCCGUCCCCCAGCCGGAGCUACUGUCUUGGAUAGACUUCUUGCUGCAGCACCUCAGAGGAGACAUAAUCCACACAUUCCACUCAACGCAGAAGUUGCUCGAGAUGGAGGCAGAGUACCCGUCACAGGCAGUCUUCAUGCUGUCCGUGUCCCUGAGGACCCAGAAGGCAGAGGAAGUCUUCGACCACUUCCUGAGGCUAAUCGGGUUGUCGGCGAUGCAGUUGAUUGGCACAUCCAUGAAGAGGGCGGGCCUGGGCCGAUCCAAGUUAGCCAAGCAAGUGGCGGCCAUGGCCUUCCGCUGA
This is a messenger RNA of Symbiodinium necroappetens, 2943 nucleotides long. Lineage: Eukaryota; Dinophyceae; Suessiales; Symbiodiniaceae. The record is from the annotation of a GenBank genome assembly.